This is a messenger RNA of Mesocricetus auratus (golden hamster), 6469 nucleotides long. It is a transcript of the gene Wnt2b, whose product is annotated as Wnt family member 2B. The transcript has 5 exons. Gene Ontology annotation, cellular component: extracellular region. The record is from RefSeq and is a predicted model, not a curated record. Bases 281 to 1456 code for a protein of 391 amino acids. Gene Ontology annotation, molecular function: frizzled binding; cytokine activity. Gene Ontology annotation, biological process: canonical Wnt signaling pathway; cell fate commitment; multicellular organism development. Lineage: Eukaryota; Metazoa; Chordata; Mammalia; Rodentia; Cricetidae.
CCGCGCGCUCUGGCCCCCGCCGCACUCCGCGCCCCAGAACCACUGACACCGCACCCGAGCCGCCUACAACCAGCUCACUUCUCGUCGGUCUCCUGGCCCUGCAGCUCGGGAGCUCUUGGGAACUCUGCGCCCAGCUCCCGGACUCCACGUGCCCUGCGGUUCCCGGUCUCCCAUAGUCCCCAUGGCCACCCUGAAGGGCGAGCUAGGAGACGACUAAGGAAGCCCAGACGGUGCCCGUCCAGUACCCUGCGGGUUGCGCGGCGGGAGUCUGCGCGGAGCUAUGCUGAGGCCCCGGGGUGCGGAGGAAGCUGCGCUGCUCGCCCAUCGGCGUGCCCGCGUCUUGGUUCCCGCACCCAGACCCGCGGCCCCCGACGUGUCCCCUGCUUCCACCCGCCUGGGUCUUGCCUGCCUGCUGCUGCUGCUACUGCUGACUCUGCCAGCCCGUGUGGACACAUCCUGGUGGUACAUAGGGGCACUGGGAGCCCGAGUGAUCUGUGACAACAUCCCUGGUUUAGUGAGCCGGCAGAGGCAGCUGUGCCAGCGCUACCCAGACAUCAUGCGCUCAGUGGGCGAAGGUGCCCGAGAAUGGAUCCGAGAGUGUCAGCACCAGUUCCGCCAUCACCGCUGGAACUGCACCACACUGGACCGGGACCACACUGUCUUUGGCCGUGUCAUGCUUAGAAGUAGCCGGGAGGCAGCAUUUGUAUAUGCCAUCUCAUCAGCAGGAGUGGUCCAUGCUAUCACUCGGGCCUGCAGCCAGGGUGAAUUGAGUGUGUGCAGCUGUGACCCAUAUACCCGUGGUCGGCACCAUGACCAACGAGGGGACUUUGAUUGGGGUGGCUGUAGUGACAACAUCCACUACGGUGUCCGCUUUGCCAAGGCUUUUGUGGAUGCCAAAGAGAAGAGGCUUAAGGAUGCCCGGGCCCUCAUGAACUUGCAUAACAACCGCUGCGGUCGCACGGCUGUGCGGCGAUUUCUGAAGCUGGAAUGUAAGUGUCAUGGUGUGAGUGGCUCCUGUACUCUACGCACCUGCUGGAGAGCACUCUCAGACUUCCGCCGCACUGGUGACUACCUGAGACGGCGGUAUGACGGGGCUGUGCAGGUGACUGCCACCCAGGAUGGUGCCAACUUCACAGCAGCCCGCCAAGGCUAUCGCCAUGCCACCCGGACUGAUCUUGUCUACUUUGACAACUCCCCUGACUACUGUGUCUUGGACAAGGCUGCAGGUUCCCUAGGUACCGCAGGCCGUGUCUGCAGCAAGACAUCUAAAGGAACAGAUGGUUGUGAAAUCAUGUGUUGUGGCCGAGGGUACGACACAACUCGAGUCACCCGUGUCACCCAGUGUGAGUGCAAAUUCCACUGGUGCUGUGCUGUGCGGUGCAAAGAAUGCAGAAACACUGUGGAUGUGCACACUUGCAAGGCCCCUAAGAAGGCAGAGUGGCUGGACCAGACCUGAAUAUGCAGAUACCUCAUUCAUCCCUCCACCUCAAGCCUCCAACUCAAAAGCACAAGAUCCUUGCAUGCACACCUUCCUCCACCCUCAAUCCUGGGCUGCUACAGCUUCUGAUAUGGACUUGGAAAGUGAUCCAGAGGGACCCCAAUGUCCUGGCUGGUUCCUUAGCCCUAGGAAGGAGUUGAUAGGGGAUGGAUAUGAGAUUGAGUGGCUCCCUGAUGUCCCAUCUGGAGGUUUGAAGGGAGAGUAGAAGAGGUAGGAAUCUGUCUUCAGAGUGAUUUGAGUUGCACUAAAGUCAAGGCUCAUUUUCCCCCUUGCUUGCACUGACUUCUGAUACUCUUUGGGUAUGCAACAGAAAGGGAAUCUGGAAGUAGCUUCCUUUUUGAUCCUACUGUAGCCAAGGACAGAUAGGACAGAGAUAAAAACUGUCUGUCCCUUCACUGGAGACAGUUUGUGCAGACAAUUUUAGGGUAUAGUAUUCUGCUGGGCCCCUGAGAUAACUAGAUGUGUUAGCCAUGGUGAAUAAGGCUCCAUAUCAUGCUCUUACACAGCUUGUAAACUAGUGGUUUUUUGAGGGAGGAAAUGACAUAACUAUACAAAUACACAGUCUCUGUAUCGCCUUUUCAAUCUACAUCAGACAACAGCAGCCUGGGGGCUGCCUGUUCAGAGUAAGGUAGUUUGCAGUGGUUCAAAGUCUUAACAGACCAUUAGAGCCCUGGAACAGAACUGUAAGAGAAUAGUAUAGUAAGCCUGGCUAGGCCUUGGGACUUCCCCCCUAUCAAUUAUUCUGGACAUUAGGUAGGUUUUGAAAAGACUAAGUAAAAGGCAGGCAACUCAUGGGAGGGUAAGCACAGCUGAUCUGAAGGGUUGCAUGAGGACCAGUGUACACUAGGCAGGCAGAGAGCUCUCAUUCUGGCAGUUCUCUGGGAGAGGACCUUCAGCACUGAAGUAGGAGCAAAAGCAAGUGACGAUACAGAGAAAGAGCCGGGGCUGGAGCCAAAGUGAUAAACGCCUUAGAAGACAGUAGCCUUCCCCCAUUUACUCAGCAAAUCUUCAUUUUGUGAUUCUCCAAGUCCUACUGAUAACUACUGUCCAUUCCAUGAUUGACUUACACAGGGAGGGUUCCCUCUAUGCUACUAGCUAUUGCCUAACUAGCGUAUGCAGUGGUGGAAUCUUCGAAGGCAGCAGGCAUGGUAAGCUAGGUAGGACAUGGGGUUUGAAAUCUUGAUGGCCUACACAGUGAUCAUCUUCUUGCCUAUUGAUAAACAGCAACAGUAUUGAAAUCUGCAGUUAUGUCAGACCUAGGUUUAAUCCCAGCUAUUUACUUGCUGUGUUCUUUAUUUUCAGCAGGGUCUUUAGAUUCUCCUGGCCUAUUUUCUUAUCUGUAAAAUGAGGGUGCAUGCCUCACUCAGAUAUUGAGAUUUAACUGUGUCCUAAACGCCAGCCAACAGAUACACUUCAUCAAGCCUCUGACUGGUCAAGUACAUCCUAACUUCUCUAGGAACUUCUAAUUCAGGACUGUCUGGUCUUGACAACAGACUGGAGAUUAAGGAACAUUCACAAGGAAUUCUGCAUAUAGGGCCUCUCUCUUCUCUCAGGUUCCUCUUCAUCCAAUCAGGUUCUCAGAUGUUUGUGGAGCAACUUCAUUUUUGUCCAGGCAGCAGGAGGUGGGGAGGAUAUGUGUGUGUGGCUCUGGCCACAGAGGCAGAUUUAUUUGGAUGAUAGGACUAAUAUUUGUGUAACCUGCUGAGACCUGUGUGGGAGAGUUUAGGGUGGUUUUUCUUUUGGUGAGGGGAUUUGCUCUGGUUUCACAUCCAUUAACACAAAACAUGAGCUAGUCAGGGCCCUUGUGGUCUGUGGUGAGGGGAUGACUGGAGAAAUGGGACUGAAUGAGUCAGGCCGAGAGAAUGUCUUCCUUGCAGAGUAGAGUCAACUGGAUAACUGAUGAGCUGGUGGUGGGAUUAGGGAGGGGGAAUGGGAGGGGAAGAAGAACUUCUCUUAAAAGGAAGGAAGCUUUGGGAGGAGGGGUGAGACAUCCAAGUUUCUACAUCAAUGAUGGCAUAGGCUUCAACGGGAAAGCCAACCUGAGUUUAAUCUACCUGUUCGGUACCACCUACUCUUUGAUUUGGGGUUCUUAGUUUAUGGAAAGAUGUGGUAGACCUCUGUGGCAUCUCAUAGUACUCCAUGUAAUUCUAGCUGAUAAAGAUGCACAACCGCUUAUAAAUGGUUAAGAGAGAAAUAGCUGUCCAGGGAGUGAGAAGUUUGUAAAGUGAGGUGUUUAUAUGAGAGAAAAAAUGUCUAUCUGAGCCCUGCUACAGAAGCUGUGUGGCCCCAACAAGGAAUGAUGGCCAAGCAAUUAAUUUCUCCUUAGAACUUAGCUUGUUUCUGCAUUCCAAUUGGCUUUAGACAACUGGCGUUCAUUCUCCACUAUACAAACAGAAACUGAUUUAUUUGGAACAAGCAACAAAACAAGAGCUUUAUUUGGUGCUGGGCUCCAUACAGCUCUGCUACUCCUCAUCUGUUGUGAAGGCCCCUACCCCAUUUAUUCUCUGUGGUAGAAGUUUAUCCUCCAUCGGCAGUGUCUUAACUUCUUUCCCCCUACCCUUUCCCCUUGUUAGUCCUCAUUUCUUUUAACUUCUGAUAAAUAUUUAGUACAGUGCAUUUCAGUAAGUGCUAUUUGGAUACAAAGUGAACUUAGAAGAUACUGUUUCUAUCCUUUAGGGUUAAUAGAGUCUUUUGGGGGAAGGCACAUGACUAACGUACCUCAGCUGCACAGCCUGCAGCCAGUGUCUUUUAAACAGAAGAGUCAGGGUUAUGGCUCGCACUCUGGAAGGCUGAUGCAGGAAAACUGCUGUGUUUGUGAGCAGGCUGUGUUAGACAGUGUGUUCCAUGCUAGCCUAAGAACACAUGUGAGACCCUGUCUCCAACAAACAAAAACCAGAAAGGAAGAAUGCCAGUCAUAGCCUAUAAUCCAGCACUAGAGAAAAGAACCAAAGUUUACUGUUUCAGCUCUAAAUAAUGGCAUUAAUUCACACUCUUCAUUAGAGCAAAUGUAAAUGUAAAUCAGGGACUUCAGAUUAAAAGAAGAAAACCCUGUCCUGAGGUUCUGCUUGCAAAAAGCUCUGUGGAUCUAACUUAUGAGCACUCUUGGCUUCAUUUCUCUUCCUCUUUGCUGCAGGAGACUGUUCUUCCCCUUUCACACCCCUUAUCAAGAACACCAGCCACCAAGCGCCUUGCCAGAUUCUUAGACCCAUUCAGGACAGAAGUUUCUGCAUGGCUUAAUAGAAGACAGAUAAUCAGGAUUUCCCACCCCCACCCCUGCCUUUCUAAAAUUUUUAUUUAAAUGCUCUCAGUGGUCAUAGGGCAGAAGCCCAAGCUAGCUUGGGAUAAUGGAGGCCGCCAGGGAGAGUAUGUUUCUCAUCCCUGGGAGGCAUUCAGCCUAGCUCCUGCAGCCAAAUUACAGCAGCAGAGAACAAUGCAGCGCAUUCCUGGGCAGGUCGGUGGGCCCUGGGCGCCUGGGUCUGGUGGAGAGAGGUGCCAGACACAGAGUGCUCCGUAAGCAACCCUGCAGAGCUGGCCCUGGGUGCAGAAAUGAAAUACAGAGAGCUUCACAUUACACACCUGGUUAUUGAUGGCCUCGCUGGAGGCCUCUGCCCCCACCUUCCACUUGGGAACUGCCUGUACUGCGGGGGUUGGGCAUCUUUGAAGCAAUGCUGGAAAAUAAGAAAGACAUGCUUCCUUCUUACUCUUUGCCCUUCCUGUCAGCCUGAGCACAACCAUGAGGACACACACAUACACGCAUGCAGAAGGUGUGCUCAAAAUGGAUUCACACAGCUUUUCUCAGGCUGAAUGGGAAUUACAGUAGCCUCACCUCUCCAACAAUUAAAAACUAGCAACCAGAUCCCCCCUAAAACCAUACCAACAACAGGGUCAGCUACAAGCAAGGAAUGUUUCAAAACUACAUUAUCAACAUGCAAUGCAAUGUUUGUUUUGGGAAUUGGUACUCUCCCGGGAGGUGGUGGAGGAAGGACACAGAAAGGGCAUGGAGAAAAGAGAUCAAGGGUGGAGAAUUACCACCCAAGCAGAGUGGCUGAGGCUGUGCAACUUCUCAAACCUGCUUUGCACAGAGGACAGGGAGGAGUGCAUCCUAUGUGUCCUGACUGGCCAGUCUCCCGGCGACUGCUUUGAGGUGUACACAGUCACUGAGCUUGGUGUUUAUGACCUGUUGUUGUUUUGAACUUACUGGGCUACAAAACAGGGCACCUUUGAUUCCAGGAAUGAUCUCUGUAAGAGAGGUGGCUUCAGAGCACAAGCUUUACUGGAGUAAAUACGUUGCUGACUGAACUCAGCUGUCUCAGGAGCGGUUUUUCUCUUUGGAUGAUUGGCAUGUUUUAGGUAGUAGACCUGAACCUAGCCCCAAAGUUAAAAGGGACAGAAGUCUGUAAACUACUUACCCCGCUUCCCUGCAUAUCCUGGAUUAUCUCUGAGCAUCAUUCAGGAUUUGAAAACACAAGAUGAGCAUUCUCUGCUCUGCUCCCUAACUCUGAGGUACCUUUUCUUUGUUCAUUUAGAGCAGCAGGACAUAGGAGUUCUUUAACCAAAAAGGCCAAAAUUCUGAUGACAUUUUGUCAAUACUACUAGACCCUGUAUGCAGCCAAGCCAGUUUCAUCCUUCGACACAUUCCAAGGUGGGGCCUUCCCCAAGAAUAACAGUAAUGCUCACAAAAGCCUUUUGUGCACAAAAUGCUUGGGCUGUAGUAUAGAUCUCACAAUCACACCAGGGGUUGUGAGGUGGGGAGUACUCUAUGGAGCCAUUCAGAGGGGUUGAGUGAAUGAUCCAGCCAGAAUACAAACCUAGUUUGGUUUUUUUUUUGUUCUUGUUUUUCUGUUUUGCCCCUACUUCCCAAGACUGGGUCUCUAUAGUCCUGGCUGUCUUUGUAGACCAGGCUGGCUUUGAACUUACAGAGAUCCACUUGCUUCUGCCUCCCAAAUGCUGGGAUUAAAGGCAUGCACCACA